Trichoplax adhaerens is the source of this 1383-nucleotide messenger RNA. RefSeq lists its product as uncharacterized. Gene Ontology annotation, molecular function: monooxygenase activity; iron ion binding; heme binding. Gene Ontology annotation, biological process: cortisol metabolic process; cholesterol metabolic process; glucocorticoid biosynthetic process. Bases 1 to 1383 code for a protein of 460 amino acids. The transcript is spliced from 6 exons. NCBI's taxonomy places the organism in Eukaryota, Metazoa, Placozoa, Uniplacotomia, Trichoplacea, Trichoplacidae. Gene Ontology annotation, cellular component: mitochondrial inner membrane. The record is from RefSeq and is a predicted model, not a curated record.
AUGCCCAAUGUCAAAUCCAUGGAUCAAAUCCCAGGACCCAAGGGCUUACCAUUUAUUGGCACCCUAUUGGAAUAUACUAGAAAUGAUGGAUGGGGAUUUAAAAAUUUUUUUGCCAUGACACAAAAAAGACGACGAGAAUAUGGACCAAUCUAUAAGGAGAAUAUCGGUAAUAACCGGUUUGUAGUUGUGUCGACAUCGCAAGAUGUAGAAAUAAUAUUACGUGCAGAAGGGAAAUAUCCAAAUAGAAAUCCAAUUGCACCACUAGCAGAGUAUCGAAAGAAACGUAAUUUAUCAUUGGGAGUCACGCACUCAAAAGAUGAAGAAUGGAAAAAAUUUCGUAGUGCGAUGGACAAGAAAAUGAUGAGACCACAUGAAGUAACAUGCUAUUCCGAUCGAAUCAAUGUUGUCAGCAAUGAUCUCAUCCAACGUCUUAAACGAUGUCGUGGCAACGACGGCAUUAUACCCGAUAUCGAGAAAGAAAUUAAUAAAUAUACAACAGAAUCUAUUGCCACUGUUCUUUUCGAAAAACGUUUGGGAAUGUUCAAAGAGCCAAUCGAACCUAAAACUGAACAGUUCUGUCAAUCUCUUACCAAAGUUUUAGAAGCUACUAAUGAAAUAGUGACUGUCCCUCCCUUCAUUUUCAAGUAUAUUUUUACUAAGCAUUGGAAAGAACUUAUUAAAUGGAGCGAUAUCGCUACCGAAUUCGCUGAUGAGAUCGUUGAAGAGAAAAGAAAACAGAUUGAAAAGAAGAUUGCGAGCAAUGAUAACAUGACUCGAUCAGACGAUAGAGUCGAUUUUCUUACUUAUGUUAUUGCUACGGGUAAAUUAAGUCGAAGUGAAGCCAAUGUAGCCAUGAUGGAAUUACUUUUCGGCGGAGUAGACACGGCAGCAACAACUAUUCUAUGGACUUUAUAUAAUCUGGGUAAAAAUCCACGCGUACAAGACAAAUUACGAAGCGAGGUUCGUAGUAUUAUGAAAGAUAGUAAAGAACCAGAUGCAAAUUUGAUAGAAAAGAUGCCAUAUUUACGUUCGUGUGUGAAAGAAACAUUGAGACUUCAGCCAAUUGCCUUUGCUCUGCCCCGAAUCAUUGGCAAUGACCUUGUACUUAGCGGAUAUAAAGUACCAGCCAAGACUUAUGUUUUGAUCGCAAAUUACGUGAUGGGUAGAGACGAGUCAGUUUUUCCCAAUCCAAGCCAGUACAUGCCGGAAAGAUGGUUAAGAGGCAGCGAUCGCCAAGGAUACAAUAGCGAGAGCCGAUUUCAAUAUUUACCAUUUGGUUUUGGUCCACGAAUGUGUCUUGGAAAACGCGUAGCUGAGAUGGAAAUACAUACUUUGCUAUCAAAGGUUAGCUUGUUUAAACUUAACCUAUUACCUCAAGGAUAG